Porites evermanni is the source of this 1427-nucleotide messenger RNA. The record is from the annotation of a GenBank genome assembly. Lineage: Eukaryota; Metazoa; Cnidaria; Anthozoa; Scleractinia; Poritidae.
CUCUCAUCGAGAAAAAACAGCAGCCUUCGCCAAUCAAUUCCAGACGAACGCCUCGCUGUUACAUUAGGCUAUUUAGCAACUGGAGAAAGCUUUCACUCACUUGAGUACUCGUUCCGCAUUUCGCGACAAUCGAUUUCGUCAAUCGUCUAUGAAACAAGUCGUGCCCUUUAUCAAGUAUUGGCGCCCGAAUUUCUAAAAGUUCCCAGCACGGAAAGAGAGUGGCUGAUAUUCGCUGACAAAUUCGAGUCCAGGUGGAAUUUUCCUCAUGGUAUUGGUGCAAUUGACGGGAAACGGGUGAUCAUUCAGCAACCACCCAACUCGGGCUCCCAUUUUUACGAUUACAAAGGAAACAAUAGCAUUGUCCUCCUCGCUGUCUUUGGGCCUGAUUACCAGUGCAUUUGGGCGAGUGCGAGAACGAAUGGCCGUUCGCCAGACUGCCAUAUGGCAAAAUUGUGACCUAAAAAUGGCAUUAAGCUCAGCGGACAAUCCACUGAAUCUGCCCAAACCAAAACCCCUGCCGGGAAGGUCAAUGCUGGUCCCUUACGUUCUGACAGGAGAUGAUGCCUUUGCCCUAACAAGGUAUUUAAUGAAGCCAUUUCCACUGUCAGGGUUGUCAAGAGCCCAGCGCGUUUUCAAUUAUCGACUGUUUUGUAUGCGAAGGAUAUCGGAAAACGGUCUGGGAAUCAUUGGAAAUAGGUCGAGGGUAUUUAGAACCCCCAUUCUCUUACCUCCCGACAAGGUCAUUGCCUUGAUUAUGGUAGCAUUGGUACUACACAACUUUCUAAGGUAAGAUAUUGUAAAUUAUCUAUUACAGCGAUUUCUAGCAAAGAAAAAUAGGUAUUUUGAAGUUUUUGUGUUUUGGUCAACUGUGUGUAUUUUGGAAACAGAGACUGGUGGGCUCAAAGUUGAGUCCACCCACCCUUUUACCAAAUACAAUGUAACUCUAGCAUAAAAGGAAAAUGGAAAAUAGAAAGAGCAAGGAGAAAGAAAGGAUUAGAAGAAAAAAAACACAAGUAAUGGCAACAUUUGGCCUGUAAGGCUUUUCCUAAAAAGAGAGGGAGGGGCUUAACGCUUAAUAGAGGAUUUACGGUAUUUUAUACUGCAAUACCAUUCUUCAUUGUAAACCACUAUUACGUAUUCACUGAUAUUUUCAUUAAAAAUCAGGACUUCUUUAGUAUUAUAUGCCUACUUUGUACGCAUUAAUUGCUGUCUUCAGGGUGGAUGGAUUAACAGAUGUGGAGGAUGGUCAAGGAAAUAUUAUUCCAGCACCUUGGAGGUUGAGUGAUCAGCAAACUUCUUGGCUGGACUACCAUCCCCACUGUAGCAACAACUUCUCGAAUGAAGCGAGGGCUAUCAGGGAGGAGUACAUGACUUAUUUUAACUCUGAGGGUGCAGUACCAUGGCAGUGGGAACUUUGUGGAGUGUGA